AUGGGUUCCAACACACUUGAAUAUGAUGCCCUGAUUGUGGGAGCCGGCUUUGGCGGAUGUCAUGUCUUGAAGACGUUGCGUGAUAGGGGCUUCAAAACCCUCGCGGUUGAUGAUGGAGAUGAUUUGGGUGGUGUCUGGCACUUCAAUCGAUAUCCAGGCGCAAGAGUCGAUAGUAAAGUACCACUUUACGAGUUUUCCAACAAAGAGGUGUGGUCAGACUGGAACUGGACGGUCAAAUACCCGGGGUGGGCUGAGAUUCAAGAUUAUUUCCAACACGUCGAGGCAAAACUCCACUUGAAAAAGGACAUCAGGUUCAACACUCGCAUAACUGCGGCGCAAUUCGACGAUAGUGUCGACAAGUGGCAUAUCACAGCACAAGAUGGUUCCGAGUUCAUCGCUCGCUAUUUCAUUUUGUGUAUUGGGUCCUUCGCAAAACCUUACAUCCCCGACUUCAAGGGAAUUGACACAUUUACUGGAGUGCAUUGUCACACUUCAAACUGGCCUCGGACCGGAAUUGAGUAUGCCGGGAAAAGAGUCGGAGUCGUUGGCAAUGCAUCGAGUGGGCUCCAGACCAUCCAGGAAAUCGCACCGGAUGUCAAACAUUUGACAGUCUUUCAACGCAGUCCUACGUAUGCUUUGCCGAUGAGACAGGCCAAGCUGACAGAAAAGGACCAGGACAAGAGUACCUACGAAGCAAUCUUUGGAAAAAGAAGUACAAUGUUCGCAGGGAUCGACCAAGAGUUCAACUGGGACUCAUGUGUGAAAGCCACAGAUGAAGAGCGCCAAGCGUUCUUUGAAGGACUUUGGGAGCAAGGAGGACUCUUGUUUUGGCUUGCCAACUACCAAGAUGUCAUUAUAGACAAAGAGGCGAACGCAUAUGCUUAUACCUUCUGGCGCAACAAGGUAAUUCAACGCAUCAAGGAUCCUAAGGUUGCAGAGAUACUAGCUCCUGAAAUUCCUCCAUUCUUUUUCGGAACCAAGCGCGCAACCUUGGAGCAACGAUAUUACGAGGUGUACAAUCAGGAGAAUGUGGACCUCAUCAAUGCCAAAGUAAAUCCGAUCAAGGAAAUUGUACCAUCUGGUGUGAUUACCGAAGACGGCAUUCUUCACGAACUCGACCUCCUAGUCCUUGCCACCGGCUACGAUGCCGUCACGGGUGGCUUUACGGCGAUCGACAUAAAGGGCUCGAAAGAGCAAUCACUCAAGGAGAAGUGGUUGAAGGGAUCGCACACGGCAUAUGGGAUGGCGACAGCUGGGUUCCCAAACAUGUUUUUCCCUUACGGGCCACAAGCCCCGACCACAUUCUGCAAUGGCCCUACCUGUGCUGAGAUACAGGGCGACUGGAUUGCGUCGGCUUUGGAAUUCAUGCGUGAAAAGAAGCUUACCAGAAUUGAUGCAAAAGAAGAGACAGAGGCAGCAUGGCGGGAGCAGGUCAACAUGAUUGGCAACAUGACACUGAUUCCGCAGACUCAGUCAGAAUAUAUGGGCACGAAUAUACCGGGCAAACCAAAGGAGAUGUUGAAUUAUCUCGGGGGACUGCCGCGAUAUGUUGAGCAGAUCGAGGCUGUUCGUGAUUCUGGCUAUGCAGGUUUUGACUUGAAGUAG
Molecule: messenger RNA, 1605 nt
Organism: Lachnellula hyalina
Lineage: Eukaryota; Fungi; Ascomycota; Leotiomycetes; Helotiales; Lachnaceae
Product: Baeyer-Villiger monooxygenase
Exons: 1
Coding region: 1-1605 (534 amino acids)
Molecular function (GO): NADP binding; N,N-dimethylaniline monooxygenase activity; flavin adenine dinucleotide binding
Source: RefSeq, a predicted model, not a curated record